UCUCCUCCUCGCCACUUCCUACCUCCUCUCUCUCUCCCUUCGUCUUCCUCCUCCCGUCUCGCGUUCGCGUACACCACGAGAUAACGUGUGAGGUUUCAGGGCAGAGCCGAGCUAGCAGCCAUGAUGGAGGCGGCCGCGGCGACGAUGCUGGAGGCCGGAGUGGGGCGGUUCCGGGGGCCGAGCCUCGCGGCGCUGCUUGCGGAGAUGUGGGCGCCGCUGGCCGUGGCGCUGGCGGCGCUCGCGACGCUGCCCAGCCUGCUCGGCAGGCUGCAGGUGCUCAUCCUCCGCCUCCGCUCCCGCGGGAAGGAGGUCAUCUCCUCGCACAUCUCCACCUACUACUCCUCCGGCGACGACGAGUCGGACUCCGACGGCGAGGGCGAGGACGAGGACGAGAGCUCCGAUGAGGCGGCCACCAGCUCGUCCGGCGAGGAGGAGGAGGCCGUGAGGAGGAUCGGGUACUUCGAGGGCGCCGCCGACGGCCUCGACGGCUGCUUCCCGUGGGGCGGCGCCGUCGUGCGGACGUGGCAGGACCUGCCGCGGCGGUUCUCCGCCGUCGGCUGCGGGGGAGGAGCCAGGUUCCCUUCCGGAGGGCGUGUCCAGGCGGUGAGGCUGUGGGGCGCCAGCACGGCGAGCGGGGAGGGAAGUGGCCAGGCGUGGUGGGACGCCGAUGACAGCGGCCGUGGGGCGGCCGCAGAGGCGGCGCCGGUGGUCCUCGGGUGGCGGCGCGAGCACGCGAUGCGGAGGCGGCAGCGGCCCCUCCGCAUCCUGCCCUCGGAGCAGUAAAAAAAAAGGAAAGGAACGGAGAGUGGUAGGUGUGGCCGUGUGAAUACGCUUGGCUUGGCGGAGAUGCUGAUUCCCGGGCGGCCCCACCUGUCGGUGGGCCGAAUAAGCGGGUGAUUGCUAGGGGUGGUUAGGGGUUACUAUUCAAACUUUGCUUAUCUGGAAAGCAAGAUCGGCCCCUGCAGUGCAGUUGGGUCGAUCUUCGUUUGUACCACUAUUCUUUGAGACGGAAAUGCUCGACUGCGCGUCGACCGCUCCUUCUGCCAAAAUUUCCAAUGUCGCGGAAAGUUAUUACUGUUGCUCCUUUACGGUGGAUUUAUGUCCAAGUUAAUAAAACCAUGUUGUCCA
Molecule: messenger RNA, 1128 nt
Organism: Triticum aestivum (bread wheat)
Lineage: Eukaryota; Viridiplantae; Streptophyta; Magnoliopsida; Poales; Poaceae
Exons: 1
Coding region: 121-783 (220 amino acids)
Source: RefSeq, a predicted model, not a curated record